AUGGCUACAGUGGACCGGACCAACGACAUCCUCACUGAGGAAGAGCAUCGUUACAUCUUUGAGAGGCAGAUGCAAGCACAGGCAGCAGCUAAGGGGAUGCAAGGAGGAGGAGGAGCGAGAGAAGUCCAUUGUGGGGCUUGUGGGAGCAUCUUCGUAUCGGUGUGA
Molecule: messenger RNA, 165 nt
Organism: Perkinsus marinus ATCC 50983
Lineage: Eukaryota; Perkinsozoa; Perkinsida; Perkinsidae
Exons: 2
Coding region: 1-165 (54 amino acids)
Source: RefSeq, a predicted model, not a curated record